Effrenium voratum is the source of this 381-nucleotide messenger RNA. Lineage: Eukaryota; Dinophyceae; Suessiales; Symbiodiniaceae. The record is from the annotation of a GenBank genome assembly.
AUGCUGCGGCAACUUCGGCCGGUGUCCUACAACUUCAAGCAAGGCUCCGAGUCCAAGUACAUGCGCUUCGGCUUCAUAGCCGAUGAGCUGGAGUCCGUGGUGCCCCAGUUGAUCCGCACCAACCCCUUGAAGCAAGGCCUCACGGACGUGAAGCACGUGUCCAUGAUUGACCUGGUGGCACUACUCACCGCCGCAGGCCAGAGCCAGCAGCAGGUCAUCGAGACUCAGGAGCGGCUCAUGGACCAGGUGGAGGCCGAAUUCGAAGCCUUCAAGUCGGAGCUCAAGAUCCUGCAUCAGCUCAAGGAGAAGAAGCGACAGGCGAACCGCGCCCUGGCUUGCGGCGCAAGUCGCAAGAAGCGACGCCGCCUUUGGUGGCGCUGA